Messenger RNA from Botrytis cinerea B05.10, 882 nucleotides. RefSeq lists its product as hypothetical. Bases 314 to 697 code for a protein of 127 amino acids. NCBI's taxonomy places the organism in Eukaryota, Fungi, Ascomycota, Leotiomycetes, Helotiales, Sclerotiniaceae. The transcript has 2 exons. The record is from RefSeq and is a predicted model, not a curated record.
GAUGUAAUAUCACUUCUAUCAUUGCCAAGGUGAACUGAUAGUUGCAAGUUUCAUUUGAUGCUCCGGUGAGUGAUGAGCCAUUCAUAGGAUUCAAGCCAGUUUUGUUGUGUUUCUGAAUAUAGAGGCUUAAAAAUCAUCUUCUUCACCUAGAUCUACGCUUGACGACUACAUUAAAGAGAUAUAUAUAAGGGACGUUCUUUCACUACUGGUCAAUUUCUAAUCUCAUCAUCAACGAUAACAACAUUUCUUUUACAAAUACAACACAAAAUACAAACUUCAACAAUCAAUCUUCAUUCCAAACACCACCUUCAAUAUGGUUCAAUUAUCUACUAUCGCUAUCGUCCUUGCCUCCGCACUCUCUAGCAUUGUCGCUGCUAAGAGCUGCAAGAGCGGUGGUAUCUACUGUGGCACCUACCUUCUCAAAAGAGGCGACUACAUCACCAAGAUAAACACCAACCUACUUGCAAACAACCUUCCCACCUCAGACCUGUAUGUAAAGCAGUCCCUUUGGGCUUGUAUCGAACACGGGGAUAUUAAGCUCCUCGAAUUCUGCGCCGCUGGUUGCGUUGGUGGUGAUAAGAAUGAUGAUUAUUGCACUGGAACUGGUGCACCUGCUAGCAAAAGAGACGAGGUUGAUGAGGACUUGGCUGAUGAGGACAUGGUUAAGAGAGCAGUUGCUAUCGAAUGGGAGGCUUAAAAGCUUACGGAUAUACUUUAGGGGUUUUUAAUCGGUAGAAUUGGUCCGUUUCGAUCUGCCGGGGUAGAAUGGAGGAAAAGACAGUGUGUUACGGCAUUUAAGGUUUCUUUGAGGUGGCCACCAACAGGUUUUGUGGUUUCAAUAUAGACUUUGAUUUAUUUUUAUGGCUGCUCGUUUAUGUAUCA